GCUAAAUCUCAAACUUAGCAAUCUUACUUAGUAUUGAACUUGAGUGUAGCCAACCACAAAAAAUUUUGGAAAAUGGUUUUAGAGGCAAAACAUGCACUUCAUUUGGGGAAGCCACACUCUAAGGCAGGCCCUGUUCAUGUUGUAAUUGAUCCUUCGGUUUUAUUUUCCAUUCUUGACCAUUCCACCAGAAGAAGUGAAAACAACCAAAGAGUGAUCGGUACUUUGUUAGGAAUUCGCUCUGAAGAUGGUCGCGAAAUUGAAGUAAAGAGUUGUUUUGCUGUCCCUCACAAUGAGAGUAGCGAACAAGUCGAAGUAGAAAUGGAAUAUCACAGAACUAUGUACCACUUGCACUUAAAGGCUAAUCCCCGUGAAGUAGUUGUGGGUUGGUAUGCUACAUCGUCAGAUUUAGAUGCGUUUAGUGCCUUGAUCCAAAACCUUUAUGCCUCUCCCCCUGAACAAGGUUCUCCUGCUUUAGGCACUUACCCUCAUCCCUGUAUCCAUUUAACUGUUGAUACCGAUGUGAGCACUCCUUUAAGCAUACAAACCUACCUUUCCUCCCCUGUUGGAAUCACCGAAAGACUUGCCGAUAGCUGUGCUUUUGUCCCUACUCCUUAUAGCAUUCGGGAGAACGAAGCUAUUCGUUCUGGUUUGAAGGCCAUCGCUGCUCCCAAGAAUGAUCCUUCCCGUAUUGCUGGUUUAUUCACUGACCUCCAACAACUAAAGCGCUCCACUUUGGAAGUUCUCUCAAUGAUUGAGCGAGUUUCAGACUACGUUCAAAAUGUUAUUGAUGGUUCCUCUCCUGCCAACGUUGCUGUCGGUAGAUACUUGGUAAGAUGUCUCAGUCUUGUUCCUAGCAUUGAGGGACAAGAGUUUGAGAAAAUCUUUUCUUCUCACUUGCAAGACGUCUUGGUCGUUGUUUACCUUGCCAAUACCCUUCGUACCCAGAUUGAUAUUGCCUCACGUUUGAAUGUGCUUCCUUAAAGUAUAAGGAAGUUUUGAUGGAUUUCUUUCACUGAUUAAGUGGGUUGUCUACUAUUUAAGGGGUAAUGGAUAAUACUAUUCUCCUUUUCUAAAAGUGAACGCUGACGACUGUCGUAUUCUAAACUGAUCACUAAUAGGUUUCUAUUGUUUAUUUCAAAACCUCAUACUUGGUAGUAGAUAGUCUCCAUUUUAAGAUGCUUAAAACAUUAUAAAUAAAUUUAGGUUCCAUUUCGGGUUUUGAAAACGAAGAGCAUAUUAUGUUUAUUUGGAAGGAAUGAUUAGACCUUUAGCUAGUAGAUUUAUUUAUAUAAAUUGUCUGGGA
Schizosaccharomyces octosporus yFS286 is the source of this 1303-nucleotide messenger RNA. Its product is annotated as translation initiation factor eIF3f. Gene Ontology annotation, molecular function: metallopeptidase activity; translation initiation factor activity; translation initiation factor binding. Gene Ontology annotation, biological process: translational initiation. The transcript has a single exon. The record is from RefSeq and is a predicted model, not a curated record. Gene Ontology annotation, cellular component: eukaryotic translation initiation factor 3 complex, eIF3m. NCBI's taxonomy places the organism in Eukaryota, Fungi, Ascomycota, Schizosaccharomycetes, Schizosaccharomycetales, Schizosaccharomycetaceae. Bases 73 to 981 code for a protein of 302 amino acids.